Messenger RNA from Funneliformis caledonium, 170 nucleotides. The record is from the annotation of a GenBank genome assembly. NCBI's taxonomy places the organism in Eukaryota, Fungi, Glomeromycota, Glomeromycetes, Glomerales, Glomeraceae.
AUGGAGUUAGGCAAUGUAUACAAAAUUAUGAGAAUAUUAUGAGAAUAAGAGCAUCUAGAGACGUAUUGGGUUCACGAAGUCCUGGUUUAAUUAUAAAUGUACCCAAAAGCAAGUAUAAAUAUUUGUUUAAGAGAAUUUAUUUGUCAGGAUGCUUUAAAUGUAUUAAAUAA